This is a messenger RNA of Coregonus sp. 'balchen', 4953 nucleotides long. NCBI's taxonomy places the organism in Eukaryota, Metazoa, Chordata, Actinopteri, Salmoniformes, Salmonidae. The record is from the annotation of a GenBank genome assembly.
AUGCCUAGCGCGUGUCACGUGUUUGGUUUCCCCGAAACCAUACGUUUGGUGUUCUGUAUUCAUGCGCAGCAUAGUUACGCAUUCCCCGCAGUUCUCAGACCAUUCAGAAAGUCGGCUACACAUCAAACUCUCAAGAGCAGCCACAAGAAAAAUAUAGCCAACAGAACAUUUUAGUGUCAUUGGAUUAGACUGAAAAUCUCUUGGGAAACAUGCAAUCUACAGUUUUUACUAUCUUGUUUGUUAAAUUGUGUUUAACUUUACAUGGAAUGACAGGUCAGUAUUCUGCUCUUGGUCUUACCAUAGUCUAGAUCGCAUAGCCUACCAACUGUGCUGUCAAGCGAUUGGCUAUGUUUGUAGGUGAAGGUUUUAAACCUCCUUUUGUAGAUAUUCCUUUAUAAUUUCAGUCUAUUAUACAUUUAUUUAACACUCUCAUACGUACACUCUAUUGUAUUGCCAAUUGUGGGAACCAAUGGAAACACUUGACAUUUAUCAUCGUCAUUACUGUAAAUCAUUUCUUACUUCCUUCUCUGUAACAUACAGGAGCAAAUUUGCUCAAGAGUGUUUAUCUCUAUGAAGCGGGCUUCAUUUCUCUAGUACCUCUUAAAAUAGUCUAAGGCAGGUACAAUACUAUUUCCCCCCACCUGCUGCAUGAUGUACAGCAGUGGUUCCCAACCUUUUUCGGUUACUGUACCACCAACUGAAUUUUGCUCUGCCCUGAGUACCCCUGAAGUACCACUUCAUGUACAUUUUACCAGUAGGUCUCAUGAGUCUGUGGAUGGGCCGAGUACCCCCAGGGGUCCUAGUACCCCUGGUUGGGAACCACUGAAGUACAGUAUAUUGUCAGUAUGUUCAAAUGUGUAUCUCGGGGCUUUACAGCAGUGUUAGCUGAACUUCCAAGUCCCAGUAACAUCAGGAUUAACUCGGUCAACAUGGGACUAGUGUUGGAGUGGGAUGCCCCUCAGAACCACACAGAAAACAUAACCUACAGAGCAGAGUACAGGUGAGUGGAGACCGUGGUAAUAUGAAAAACAACACAAUGGAGCAAAGUGAGGGUGACACAUUGAAAUAUGAGGAACUUCCUCCUGUGGGUGCUGGGAAAGAGGAGAACUGACACACCUACAAGUAGACUUUACCAGUAGACUCUCUCUGUUUCAUACACACGCACUCACACUCUGGCGUACUCUUUGUACCUACACACAUUCAUACUUGUCUCAUACAUUAUACUUGCUCACACUGACACACACACACCCACAACAACACGCACUCAGUAUAUUUCUAAGAAAUGGGUGCAACUAUUUCACUCCUAUUUCACUUUGGAUCGUUCCACCUUAAAAAGCACAAGAAAGAGGAUUUUGACACCCACCAUCUCAGAUUGUUCUGAAAUUGUUUUUGUUAGAUACAAAUAAGAUUAGCAUUACUGCAAAAUACGUUCGUUGAAAUAUAAUUUGAUCUCUGAGAAAUUAAGCUAAUUGGCCAUUUUAAUUCAUAGGAUUCAUAUUCAAUAAAUAUAGGACCAAACAUCUGAUUUUGACCUUUUUUUUUUAAACAAUAGGCAUAACAUUGCUGGACUGGCUGUGUUUGGAGAACCAUAGGGUGUACACCCAGACUUGAACACAGUACCUGGUCCAUGGCUCAAGCACCAAGACCACUUUACGCAGCGGGUUGCCAUUCAUCCUUUUGGCCUGAGGGAGGCGAUAGAGAAGUAGUGGGGAUCGACAGCGCCAUAGACUAUCCCACCCACAGUCAUAACAGUUACCACUGGCAGAUGUAAAAGUAGUUGAUGUGCUCUGACUCUAAACCCAGAGGGUUCCCCCUAAAUGCAACAUAGUGAAACUUUGGGGGGUAAUGCUCUAAGUAAUGCUAAUUUCACCAUAAUUUUUUCUAACAAUGAUCAAUACAUGAGGAAUACAAAUAAAUGAUCAAAAGCCACCCACGGACCCCCAACCAAACCCACCACAACAAGGAGUAUACAGUUGCGGCUCUGAGUAUUGUUUCUUCAUCCAAUGCAAUGUUUUCUCAGUGAAUGUAUUAUUAUUAAUUUUUUUCGUUAAGAGAAAUUAGUAACUGAAGUUGUUAGGUUUAUGUCCUAUCCUACAUCCUGAUAUUACCAGGUUCUGACCACUAGAUGGUGCUGUUCCUGCUACUAGGUGAUUGAAAAAAUAUAUAUACCGCCCCCAUCAAUGUUAAUGGCAUAGAUCACCCAAAUUACAAAAUGGCAUAUUGGUUUCCUUAUCCUGUAAGCAGUUUAUGGACAAGGUAUGACAGCAACCCAUGCUUUGGUUUUGUUUACCUGGCCACUGUUUCAAAUGCUAACUUAUUGUCCCGCUAAAUUGUGAAUUUUUCUCCCAGUGUCUGUUGGAAAGCAGACUGAACCAGGUUUUCCUCUAGGAUUUUGCCUGUGCCUGUAUUCUGUUUAUUUUUAUCCCAAAAAACUCCCUAGUCCUUGCCGAUGACAAGCAUACCCAUAACAUGAUGCAGCCACCACCAUGCUUGAAAAUAUGAAGAGUGGUACUCAGUGAUAUGUUGGAUUUGCCCCAAACAUAACGCUUUAUAUUGAGGACAUCAAGUUAAAUUAUUUGCCGCAUUUUCUUGCAGUUUUACUUUAGUGCCUUUUUGCAAACAGGAUACAUGUUUUGGAAUAUUUUUAUUCUGUACAGGCUUUCUUCUUUUCACUCUGUCAUUUAGGUUAGUAUUUUGGAGUAAUUACAAUAUUGUUGACCCAUCCUCAGUUUUCUUGGUGAAAUCCCUGAGCGGUUUCAUUCCUCUCCGGCAACUUAGUUAGGAAGGACACCUUUAUCUUUGUAGUGACUGGGUGUAUUGAUACACCAUCCACCUAAUCCUGCCUAAUGAGCGUCCGGCCGUGCUGGUAAUAAUAUUCUACUGCAAUAACUACGAUGCCAUGUUUUGAUACAGGAGCUUGGUCAGCAGCUAUUUGGUUGUAUGUUGGAACACAACAGCCCAAAGCUGUGACUUCACCAGUCAUCUAAACCAAUAUGGAGUGUACAAUUUUCAAGUGAGGGCAGAACGAAAGGGGGACACAUCUCACUGGAUGGUGACUAAGCAGUUUGUCAUGGAUAAACACAGUGAGUUUAUACCCAUCUCCGUAACAGCUUUGACAGAUGUUAAGGGUAUGAAAAUGUAUUAACAAGCACUCUUCAGCCAGAGGUUGGGUAAAACACAGUGUGUGACUGUGAAUAAAGACUGGAGCCUGACAGAAUUGCCUCUUUAAUAGACUAGUCUAUGGUUAUCAGCUAGCAAGUGUAAUUUAUUUAACCCUCCUCACCUGAGAGGUGUUCACUUCCUGUAGGUUACUUCCUUUCAUAUGUCUCUCUACAGCCACGCUAGGCCCUCCCGGUGUGACGCUUGUCUCCAGAGGUGCUGACAUUGAAGUGAGCAUCAAAGACCCAGUGCUCAGGAUCUCUGAGUUCAAAGACAUCUACAGCCACGCAACCUUUAACAUCACCUACUGGAAAGAGGGCCAGGAGGAGAAGGUAUGGUGACCAUUUUACUUACCAUUUCUUUCAUCAAGGGAUCUGAUAAUGUUAAAACAAAGAAAAACAGACUUUGUUUUAUUACCUUUUAAUUUGGCAUGAACACAACCAGUCCUGAUGUUUUCAUCUUAUUGUUAAACAAAUCACUUCAAAAAGUAGACUACUUGCGCAUGUUCGUCCACUCCAAAAUAGUUCCAGCAUCCAAACAGUGCACUGUGCACUUGCGCCAUUUGAUGAAUGGAAAGAGACAUCUUUUACAAAACACCAAAACGUUUUAUGACAUUCGGCGAUUAUCAUUGGGUCUACACUAGCCUGAAUUAAUUGAUGCGUCUUGCUGACAUAAGGACAUUUUUUUUGUAGAAAGAAAGUUUGGACACCUGAAAAGGGGCUGAGAUACGGGACUGUCCCGGGAAGACAAGUGCAGCCACAUGGAUUAUUUUUUUAAAAACCAUUACACAGGUGGGGGUGUUAAUUUAAUUUGGAAUAAGCUUUUAUUUUAAUAUUUACCACUGUAGCACUACAAAUUGCAUUUUAAACAAAUAAAAUAAUGGUGAAAUUAGCAUUACUUAGAGCAUUACCCCCCAAAGUUUCACUAUGUUGCAUUUAGGGCAGCCCUCUGGGUUUAGAGUCAGAGCACAUCAACUACUUUUACAUCUGCCAGUGGUAACUGUUAUGACUGUGGGUGGGAUAGUCUAUGGCGCUGUCGAUCCUCACUACUUCUCUAUCGCCUCCCUCAGGCCAAAAGGACGAAUGACACCCAGCUGCGUAAAGUGGUCUUGGCACUGGAGCCAUGGACCAGGUACUGUGUUCAAGUCUGGGCGUACACCCUGAGGUUCUCCAAACACAGCCAGCCCAGCAAUGUUACGUGUGAGAGCACCGGUAAGGGUGAGCCCCAUUUCUCUCGCUCUCUUUCUGCCUCUCUCGCUCUCUCUUCCUCCCUUUCAUCGGUUAAACACAAAUUAUGAGGAUUUGAUUAGAUUGCUGCCUUCAGUGCUUCUCCAAGUACAAGUCCCCCCCGCUCAACUAAAUUAUUCCUCCCUGGUGUCCUUUUUCCAACCCCAACCACUCCACAGGCAAUGACAGGCCCUGGGUGGUAGCCCUGGUGAUGGCUGUGGCAGUGGCCCUGCUGGCCUUGGCCUUCUGGUACUGCUACUGGGUGGUCCACUUCCUCAGACCCAAGGACAAGUUGCCUGAACAUUUCACAGAGGUCAGUAGUAUGACGCAUGAUCAGUGUGUUUUAAUGAAUAAUAGACUGUGUUUCUUUGUGUGUAGCAGUGGAGGCUGCUAAGGGGAGGACAGCCCAUAAUAAUGUUGUUCUCUGUAACACAAUUAAGUUGAAUUCUAUUCUAUGCAGUUGCUGUUGGAUCCCCUGUGCUCCUCCAUCCUGGCCAUGCAGAGCAGCCCCCAGCCUGAGAAGGUGUACCACAAGGUCAGCAUCAUGCCAGGUGGGGCAGAGACCUAG